AUGGCCGACCAAGCUCGCGAGGAAGAAGAAGCGCGUACCGCAGAGGCAGUACGCAGGGCAAGUGUCGAGGCAUCCCGGACCCGAGCGCAGAAGUCUCGCGCAAUGAAGAUUGGGCGCGAGGAGAAGGAAGGUGUGGACGUCAGUACCGAAUCUGGUCCCAAUGAAGCCACUACGGCUGACGCCACGACGGAUAUUCAGCACUCAGAUGAUGGGGACGAACAUGAAGACGAGGAGGACAGCGCAUCGGCGUCGGAGGAGGAGAAGGACGCGGUGGUGCACAGUGACACGCGUGGUAAGAAGAAGAGGCCUGCAUCCGAUGGCGGAGACGACGACGAUGGAGAAGUCGACGGAGUUACAGUGCCCUCGUUCCAGACCGAUCACAAAACCUGGGCGCUAUUUGAGGAAAGCUUGCAGGAGUACAUGCGUACAACCAAGCAGGUGCUAGUUGUAAGUGAAACGGUCAGUACCAAGCGACGCAACCAGGAUUUGCGUAAGCAAACGCGGUAUCAAGGGCUCCCAGACAGUCAGAUUCCUUUGGUUCCUGAGGAAAUGAACCCUUUUCAGCGCAGGUACAUUUGUACGCAUGGCUGGGCCGAGCGUGAAAGGUCUAAGGGCAAGCGGAAGGUGUACAAGCUUCGCCGGACUGACUGUCCGUUCCAAUUUCUGGCUCAGAUGGUGCGAACAAAGGGGCAGUGGGGCAUUUCGUUGAAGCGCGAGGUGUAUCGACACAAUCACCCAAUCAGUUCCGACAUUUACAUGUCGUACCCAGGUAUUCGCCAGGUAUCGUCCAGGUCUCCACUAAUGCCUGGUAUUGAGCUGUUGGUGGAGUCAGACGCUAAGAAUUCGAGUAUUUAUGACUACAUCCGGCGGAAUUCUGAUCACCGCGUGACGAUGGAUGAUGUUCGCAACUUGGUAGCACGCGUUCGCCAGUCUGGAAGGACACUUUCUGACGACGACGCAGUUGCCGAGACUGUGGUCAAUUUCAAUUUGGAGAACCCAAGGAAUCUCACAUGCGCGAUGUACGACAACUUCCCUGAGGUGCUGCAAAUGGACUGUACCCACAAGACCAACAAGUAUAACUAUCAGUUGUUGUCACUUGUAGCGAUGGACCAAUUUGGGCACGGCCAGCCAGUGCAGUACUCAAUGCUUGAGACGACUUCCGACUGGCACAUGGCUAAGUGCCUUGAUCACUUCAAGAGAGCGAACGAGCACUGGCGGUUAGUUUGUAUCGUCAUCGUGGACAAGGACUUAUGUGAGGUGGAUGCGAUAAGACGCAAGCUUCCUGAGGCGCGCGUGCUCUUGUGUCAUUUUCACGUGAUAAAAUGGCUGCAUGAAAUGGUGCGUUGUGGGAAGUACGGGUCGUACGCUCUUGACGUGGCUGACCAGUUAAAACAUCUCAUUACGAACAUGACCUACGCAAGGACUGAAGGCGAUUACAAAGCUAACAGGGAUGAGUUUAAGGCCGUGGCGUGCCGUGACGGGGUUUCCACUCUCUGGGAAUACUUUGUGGAGAACUGGGAUUCAUGCGCCGACAUGUGGGUGAUGUUGCACCGAGUUGAUCUGCCACACUUCAACAAUCAUACAAAUAAUCGUGUUGAGAGCUUGUUCGGAAAGAUCAAGCAGAACGUCAAGUCCCACGUAUCGAUGCAUUCCCAAAGCACCAGUUCAAUUGUAGCAGUGAUCCCGACAAUUGGAAAGUUCACACGUGAGCAGUUGGAGGCAAUGAGGUGGGUUUGGAAUCUGCACAAAGUGUGCGAUAGCGGAAAGAAGUGUGCCUCGUGGGUACUUACCACAGUGAAGCAAGUUGUAGACGCUGACAGUAAAGUUGGGGGAAUGGCAAUGGAGCUACUGGAGAACUGGCCCUACAGCAAACUGGCUGGGGUAGGAUUUGACUACGCUUACGCUGGGCUAUACUGCUUCAGGAUCGGUUGUUGGUUGAGUGACGACUCUAUCCUUGCGUUUACGCAACUGCUUCGAACUGAGUAUGGCAACAAUGCCACUGUUUUCUUGCAAUCAGUAUCAAGCUCUAUAGUCGACACGGGAGACGUUGUCACAGAUGUUAUAUCCGUAAUUACGCUGGUUAAAAUUCGCGAGUGUCUGGAUAACGAUCUGACGGGGUACAUAUUCCUUCCUGUCAACUUUGAUACCAACCACUGGGCAUGCCUUGUCAUCAACAAGUUGAAGAAGGAGAUUGUCGUGUACGACAGUAUGAACAAACGAAAGAUUGGCAAGAUACUCAAGUUGAUGGCCCGUGAGAUCGACGGUGGUCUACUCGAUAGUGCGUUCAAGCACCUCACAAUGACCACACCGCGCCAGAAGGACGGCGACAGCUGCGGCAUAUUCGUGUGUCUUCAGUUCUGGAGACAAGUGUCAAACGCUGCUCCAACGGAUGUGUCUUCGAGGGGUCUUGUUCGAGUGCGCUGGGAGAUGUUACAAGCUUUAAUGAACCAGAAGGCGCAGUGA
This is a messenger RNA of Phytophthora nicotianae INRA-310, 2463 nucleotides long. RefSeq lists its product as hypothetical. The coding region runs from base 1 to 2463 and encodes 820 amino acids. Gene Ontology annotation, biological process: proteolysis. The record is from RefSeq and is a predicted model, not a curated record. The transcript is spliced from 4 exons. Lineage: Eukaryota; Oomycota; Peronosporomycetes; Peronosporales; Peronosporaceae. Gene Ontology annotation, molecular function: cysteine-type peptidase activity.